Messenger RNA from Talaromyces marneffei, 1968 nucleotides. RefSeq lists its product as uncharacterized. The transcript is spliced from 2 exons. The coding region runs from base 1 to 1968 and encodes 655 amino acids. Lineage: Eukaryota; Fungi; Ascomycota; Eurotiomycetes; Eurotiales; Trichocomaceae. The record is from RefSeq and is a predicted model, not a curated record.
AUGUCGCCCUCGGUCCCGAGAGUUACGUCGUCACCACGCAACGACAGAAGAGGGUCGCUGAAUGCCAAAGAUACAGCAGCAGCGACAGGAAAUAACAAUUUGAGAGGAGCAACUUCACUGAAUCCAGCAGAUGUAACGGCGACAAGAACGAACAGUCCCAUAUCAACCACAAUCAACGAAGCGCUACGCAAUAAUCCAUUCGGUAGCACUUCACGGGCUCGAGCCCUCGAAGCCGAAGCACAAGCCACUUCUCUCCUUGAAAAUGAAGAACGUCGCGCAGAUCUCGAAGACCGAAAUCGUUCGUUAGUUAUACUCGCCGCCCUUUUCCCCGACGUGCGUAUUGAAGUAUUCCGGGAACUAUUGACGCGCUUCGAUGGCACGAGUCGACUUCACGUCUGCGUUGAGCAGUUGCUCAAACAUAAGAAGCAGUGGGUGCAGGGACGGUGGAAUAUACCUAUUGAUGGGAAGGAUGGUAGUAAUAAUGUCUCUGGGAGCAUUUUGACGGACCCCGAUACGGCGGUGGCUCCGGAGGAAUUAUUUCGAAGUGAGACGUACCGAAAUAUCGUCAAGGCAGCUCUGUGUAAAGAGUUCAGUGGGUUGAGUCGGAGUACUAUUGAUGGGGUAUUGGCCGAGGUCAAUUUCUCAUACACUCGUGCGAGACCGACGCUCAAAGAAUUAUCUAGGAAAGGAUGGCGGGCGACUAUUAGCAAUCUGAACCCCUUCAGGCGCAAAAGGGAUAAUAACAAGGAUGAUAAUCCCUUGAUAGCCUGGGAAAGGAGUAGAGAUACUGAUGGAGCAAGCCUGUCAAUUCCUCGACUCAGACAGAAGACUGGUUCAGACGAGCUCGACCAAGAGAUACAGGAGACAUUGAUUGCCCCGGUUCUUCGUGAGCAAAAGGAGACUCAGGAGUACCAAGACUAUACUUUUGCGUCCGAGAUCAAUGAGAAAGAAGCUAUAGCUGAAAACUCGCUGUAUGAGUGUCAGUGUUGUUUGGACGAUGUGACUUUUGAGCAAGUCUCCGCCUGUUCAUCAGACCAAGGUCAUAUGAUAUGUUUCAACUGCAUACGGCGAACGCUCCACGAAGCUGUUUUUGGACAGGGGUGGGAUAACUCCGUGGACCCAGAGAGAUCGACCCUCAAAUGUGUCGCCCCAGUAAGCCAUGGGGUGUGCGAGGGCUAUUUGGAUUCGAUGCUCGUCAAGAGAGCCAUUCUCUCCGAAAAGGCUGGUUCAGAGACUUACCGCAAAUUCGAGGACCGCGUGGCUUCAGAGGCAUUGCUGAAGUCGAACCUGAAACUCGUGCGCUGCCCAUUCUGCCCAUAUGCAGAGAUUGAUCCUGUUUUCCAUCCAGCCUCUACUUCUCGCGGAGCAGCAGGAGGUAUUUCCUGGAGGUUUCGCCGCGGAAACCUCAUUUCGACGAUAUUGAUGAUCAUUUUACUUCUUGAUAUGAUACCCUUGUUUUUGUUGCCAUUCUUAAUAAUGCUUCUACUCUAUCCGCGCACAACAGCGGCUAUUUUCCGUGUUUCCUUACAAAACCUAUGUCUCCGAACCCGCAGUCCACGAUUUAUAUGCAAGAACACUUCCUGUCGGCAAGUGAGCUGCAUGACCUGCCACAAAUCCUGGCGAGAUCCGCAUACAUGCGAAGAACCUCUUCAGCAAUCUUUACGUACGACGGUAGAAGCCGCGCGCACAGCGGCAGUGAAACGGACUUGUCCUCGAUGCAAUUUGUCGUUUAUCAAGUCUUCUGGCUGCAACAAAUUGACAUGCAUAUGCGGUUAUUCCAUGUGUUACAUCUGCCGCAAGGCAUUAAAUGGACCAUCAUCUCGUCGGCAACCACAGGGCGGUGCCGGACGACAUCCUUUCCCUCCAGACGAGAACAAUGCCGCAGAAGCAGACGAAGGAGAAAGCGGAUACAAGCAUUUCUGUGAACAUUUCCGCGUCAACCCCGGUACUCGUUGCACGGAAUGCUGA